Molecule: messenger RNA, 2607 nt
Organism: Seriola dumerili (greater amberjack)
Lineage: Eukaryota; Metazoa; Chordata; Actinopteri; Carangiformes; Carangidae
Gene: cdhr1a
Product: cadherin-related family member 1-like
Exons: 17
Coding region: 1-2607 (868 amino acids)
Biological process (GO): homophilic cell-cell adhesion
Cellular component (GO): plasma membrane
Molecular function (GO): calcium ion binding
Source: RefSeq, a predicted model, not a curated record
AUGAAGAAUGUAAAGAUAAUACAUUUGCCACAGCUUUUUGUGUUUUUUCACGCCUGCUUUGCACAAGCAGACUUUGCCCCCCACUUCUAUGACAACGGACCCUACAGCCAGAAUGGGAACCUGGCACUGUUCAGCCUGUCAGAGGACACGCCUGUUGGUACACAGAUCUAUUGUCUUAACGGCACGGACCCUGAAGGACAGGAGGUGAGUUAUGGCCUCUCCUUUGAUCCAGGGUCCAAAGAGUACUUCAGGGUCGACCCCAAAUCUGGAAACAUCACAUUGGUGGAAAAGUUGGACAGAGAGAAACAAGAUUCUAUUGACGUUCUUGUCAGCAUCACAGAUGGGCAAAGCAAGGUCGUGGAAAGAGUCACAAUAUUUGUAAUGGAUGCAAACGAUGAAAAGCCUGACUUCCAAAACAUGCCUGCAAUCAUUGACAUAGUGGAAACCACUGCGUCUGGCAGCAGCAUCUACAAAGUGGAGGCAGUGGACAGAGACACAGGCUCAGGGGGCUCAGUCACCUACUAUCUUCAGAAUGGCCAGUCCACUUUGUUUGCCGUUGACAGACAUAGUGGAGUCCUUCGUAUCAAAUCUGGAGAAAUGUUGGACUAUGAGAAAACAAAGACACACUUUGUCACUGUCAUUGCAAAGGACGGUGGUGGUAAUUUUAAUGACAAGGAGCAGUUUCUGUCAUCCUCUGCUACCCUGACCAUCAAUGUGAUCGAUGCACAAGACACUCCGCCAUCUUUUAUCGGGACGCCCUAUUUUGGCUACGUUUAUGAAGUCUCAGUGCCAGGAUCUGAAAUAUUCACUGUUGUCGCCAAAGAUGGUGAUGUGGGAAAUCCAAAUCCAAUAUGUUAUACCUUUGAGGAUGGUGAUGAUGGUGUUUUUAGCAUCAAUAAAACAAGUGGUUGUAUCACCCUGGUGACUCUCCCCAUUUAUCUGAGGAGAGAGAUCUUUAACAUUAAAGUCAGGGCCUCAGAAGUGAGUCCUGAGGGCAGACUGAUGGACUACGGGGUGACCACGGUGGUGAUCCGCGUGGUGGACCUGAACAAUAACCCACCCACCUUCUACGGGGAGAACGGCCAACAGAACAUGUUUGAGUUGACCAUGUACGAACAUCCACCGGAGGGAGAGAUACUCCGGGGGCUGAAAAUCACUGUCAAUGACUCCGAUCAGGGUGCAAAUGCUAAAUUCAAUCUGAGACUGAUUGGACCAGGGAGGAUGCUGCGAGUCGUCCCUCAGACUGUACUGAAUGAGGCCCAAGUCACAAUCUUAGUAGAAGACUCUGCUGCCAUGGACUAUGAGAAACAUCAUUUUCUCACAUACAAGCUACUUGCAGUUGAGAUUGAUACCCCAGAGAGAUUCAGCGCCACAGCAGACAUCGUCAUUCACCUCCUGGACACCAAUGACAACGCUCCCAAAUUCGCCUCAGAUUACUACAUCGCCAGAAUUCCAGAAAACUCACCCGGUGGCUCCAAUGUGGUGUCAGUCACGGCAACAGACCCAGACUCAGGACCUUGGGGCGAUGUGAAGUACUCCAUCUACGGAUCAGGGGCUGACUUGUUCCUGAUCCAGUCUGAAUCUGGAAUCAUCUACACCCAGCCAUGGGCAAGCCUGGAUGCGGAGGUGAGAUCCAAGUAUAACUUUUAUGUGAAGGCAGAGGACGCAGAGGGGAAGUACAGCCUGGCUGAGGUCUUUGUGACGGUGCUGGACCUGAAUGACCACCCACCUGCUUUCAAUGACAACUUCCUCGAGAAGACCAUGGUGAUAGGAGCACCAGUGAAAAUAGAGGCUGUAGAUGAUGAUGCAGAGGUACCCAACAAUGUUAUCGAGUAUGCCAUCAUGAAAGCUGAGCCAGAUAUCAACAUCUUUGACAUUAACGCUGACACCGGGGAGAUCAUGCUCAAGUCCUACAUCAAGUCCAUGGCCAUCAUCCAGAACAUCACCAAGCAGAGAGACUUCACCUGGUCCCUGGUGGUGCAGGCCAGAGACCGAGGCCAGCCGUCCUUCAGCACCACCGCCGUUGUCAAGAUCGACAUCACUGAAGCUACCCAACUCAAUGGGGGGCCUUUGGGAUCAUUUUUAAUGCAGAGUAGAAACAAGCCUUUGCAAAUCCUAGGCAUGCUUGCAGGUGUCAUUAGUCUCAUGGUCAUAGUCACAGUCAUCAUCUCCACUGCAACAUUCAUGCGCAACAAAAAGUCCAACCGGAUCCUGCCUAACCGCCGUGUAAGGAGGCGACCAAGGAAACAACCCACAUGGAACUUCAAGAACCCCUUCAAGACGCCGGAAGCUCCCGCAGAGAAAUUCAGAGUCGAAGAGGAAGAGCGAGAGCCCGAGGUCAUCGUGGAGAAUGUCAACUACAACAACAAUAUCAGCAAUGUUGUUAGACACUGGCCCCCACCUCCACCACCCAGCGCCCCAUGCCUGCCCCCUCCACCACCCCCCUAUAUCCCGGGGGAGAGGCAUCGGGCCAUACCCACCAUCUCAGCAACAGUGGCAGCCAAACCUAAAAAGAAGCAAGUGAUGACCAGACAGGACACUGUGAACAAAGCGCUUGUCUCAGAGCUCAAGAUGAGGCUGGAGCAGAAAAGGAUCCUGAUACAUUAG